UAAAAUGGCGGCGCCCACUGCCGCGAAGGAGCAUUUGUACAAAAUUCUUGUUAUUGGAGAAUUUGGUGUUGGGAAGACAUCAGUCAUCAGAAGAUACACUGAAGGUGUGUUUUCUCCAAACUAUAAAUUAACCAUUGGAGUGGAUUUUGCGCUAAAGACAGUGAACUGGGAUGACAACACAAAGAUCAACCUUCAGUUAUGGGAUAUUGCUGGACAUGAAAGAUUUGGCCAGAUGACAAGAGUUUAUUACAAAUAUGCAAUAGCAGCUAUUAUAGUUUUUGAUCUCACAAGACCUGCCACAUUUGAAUCUGUGUUGAAGUGGCUAAAUGAUGUCCAUUCGAAAGUAAUGUUAGCCAAUCAGGAACCAGUGCCAGUGGUUUUAUUAGCCAAUAAAUGUGAUAUGGAGAAUGCUACGGUAGAUUCCAGAGUGCUGUCACAAUUCUGUCAAAAUAAUAAUAUUGUAAACUGGUUUGAAACAUCAGCAAAGAAUAAUAUUAACAUAGAUGAUGCAAUGAAUUUCCUCAUUGACUAUAUCCUAAAACUUCCAACAGAGAGCCAACAACCAGAUGAACAUAUAAGCUUGUUUAAUCAACAAAAUCAAAAUACCUUUGAUGACUCAUUCGAAAAGGAUAAUAGAAAAACAAAGCCUAAAUCUGAUUGCUGUUGAAAUGAUUUUGUUGAAUAUGUCAAACACAAAGUGCUCAUUCAGUAGACCGUAAUGUGAUUUGUACCAAGGGCUAAGUGCAAUAAUAGUACAUAUACUGUGAUAUUUGAUUUAUAUUUUUAUAUUUUUAUACAUUUUUAAAUGUUUAAUUAUAAUUAACUAUACAUAUUGCAAAUCAGC
Molecule: messenger RNA, 844 nt
Organism: Mytilus trossulus (common blue mussel)
Lineage: Eukaryota; Metazoa; Mollusca; Bivalvia; Mytilida; Mytilidae
Product: ras-related protein Rab-32B-like
Exons: 9
Coding region: 5-667 (220 amino acids)
Biological process (GO): endosome to lysosome transport; phagosome-lysosome fusion
Cellular component (GO): trans-Golgi network; Golgi apparatus; late endosome
Molecular function (GO): GTP binding; GTPase activity
Source: RefSeq, a predicted model, not a curated record